AUGCUGAAGUCGAUUGGUAUCGACGAUCUGCUUCACUUUGACUUCAUGGACCCGCCGCCGCCGGAGACCUUGAUCAAGGCUCUCGAGCAGCUGUAUGCGCUAAGUGCCUUGAAUGACCAGGGCGACCUGACAAAAUUGGGCCGGCGCAUGGCAGAGUUUCCGAUGGACCCGCAGCAGUCGAAGUCGCUGAUCCAGGCUGACAAGUACAAGUGUGUGGACGAGGUGGUCACCAUCUGCAGCAUGCUGGGCGUGGAUGGCGCUAUCUUCUACCGACCAAAGGACAAAGGCAUCCACGCGGACAAUGCGCGGAAGAACUUCCACAAGCCUGGCGGCGACCACAUGACGAUGCUGCACGUCUACAAGCAGUGGGAAGAAACUGGCUACUCCUUGAAUUGGUGCAUGGAGAAUUACCUGCAGAACAGGUCUCUGAAGCGUGCACGUGACAUCCGGGAGCAGCUCGUCGACAUGCUGGAGAAGGUGGAGAUCGAGCAUUCCUCCAAUGUCAAUGAUCUCGAUG
Symbiodinium pilosum is the source of this 517-nucleotide messenger RNA. The record is from the annotation of a GenBank genome assembly. NCBI's taxonomy places the organism in Eukaryota, Dinophyceae, Suessiales, Symbiodiniaceae.